AUGUCAAACGACAACAACAAUUUGGACAAACAGGUUCCUGAUAACAUUUUGCUGAACAAAAACUGCUGCCUCAGUCCAGGUACAUUUACAAGAAAACACACAAUUAAGCUGGCCAACAAACUCAAACGGAAAAGACUUUUGCAGAGAUCAUCAAAGUACAAAAGACGCAGGCUUGAGCUCAGAGCAAACCGCAGUUCUAGAAAUGCAGUGAAGACUGUCCUUGAAGGUGACACCUACAGCACCAAUAUUGAAUUACAGGACCACACUGAUAUUGAGGAAAUAAGUGUUUUGCCUGAAAAGCAUCUAACAGCUCAGCAGCCGUUUAUGUUCUUUGACUUGGAAACAACAGGACUAGGGCGUACUUCAGAUAUCAUUCAGAUAGCAGCUGUCUGCAGUGAUAAAACUUUUAAUACAUAUGUAUUCCCUACUAAGCCCAUAAGUCCUGGUGCAUCAUCAGCCACUGGUUUGAGUUUCAAAGAUGGAAAACUACUUCUCCAGGAAAAAAGCAUUGAAGCAGUUAAGCAAAAGGAUGGUCUGUUACAAUUUCUUGCAUUUGUGAAGAAAUUUACUUAUCCUUGCAUCGUAGGACAUAAUAUUAAAAACUUUGAUGUGCCUGUUCUCAUUAAUUCUUUGGAAAAAUAUGGUCUUUGUGAAACUUUAAACCGAAGUAUUUCAGGUUUUGUUGAUACGUUAGUUAUUGCAAGAUCAUUGUACAAUAAGGAUGAAGUAAAUGGAAGUUUUUCUCAGCAGUCCCUCAUUAAAUGUUUGUUAGGCAAAGAAUAUGCAGCACAUAAUGCAUUAGAAGAUGUUGUUGCAUUGCGGGAACUGUUUGAACAUUUCAGUCUGAAUGAAAAUCAAUUAAAUGAUUUUGUUUUCCAACUGUCUUAUUUUGCUUGUAAAUCUAGUCUCCAUGCAUUAGUUGAGAAAAAGGUAAUUUCACAAAAUAUGUGCAACAAACUUGCUGCUUGUUCCCUAGGGAUGUCUCAGCUAAGGAAAAUUCACAACCGUGAUGAUAUGAAUGGUAUUGCUAGCAUUUUAAAAGAGUGCAAGAUUGCAAAGAAAUGUUCCAUUGCCAACAAAAUAAUAAAAUUCCUUGAUGAUUUGUCAUCGGAAGCAUAG
Saccostrea echinata is the source of this 1119-nucleotide messenger RNA. RefSeq lists its product as uncharacterized. The record is from RefSeq and is a predicted model, not a curated record. Lineage: Eukaryota; Metazoa; Mollusca; Bivalvia; Ostreida; Ostreidae. The transcript is spliced from 4 exons. The coding region runs from base 1 to 1119 and encodes 372 amino acids. Gene Ontology annotation, biological process: DNA catabolic process. Gene Ontology annotation, molecular function: nucleic acid binding; 3'-5'-DNA exonuclease activity. Gene Ontology annotation, cellular component: cytoplasm.